GUUCUUUCUUCAGCGUUGCGCUUUUCCACCAACAGACGAUAUUACGGUCUAGCUAGGAAAACAGGAUUCAAUAAAGAGUGGAUAGCUCGUUGUAUCACCAUGGAGUCCUACGAUAUAAUAGCAAAUCAGCCUGUGGUGAUUGAUAAUAGUUGAUCAGGCUGUUUGUGGCCUGUGGAAUGUUGUCCCACUCCUCUACAAUGGCUGAAUGAAGUUUCUGGAUAUUGGCGGGAACUGGAGCAAGCUGUUGUACAUAUCGAUCCAGAGCAUGCCAAACUUGCUCAAUGGGUGACAUGUUUGGGCUCUGGUGUUGUUAAAGCUGGUUUUGCAGGAGACCAGAUCCCCAAAUACUGCUUUCCAAACUAUGUGGGUCGUCCAAAGCAUGUUCGGGUGAUGGCAGGUGCGCUGGAGGGAGAUCUCUUCAUUGGCCCAAAAGCAGAGGAACACAGGGGACUUCUGUCUGUGCGGUACCCUAUGGAGCAUGGUAUUGUUAAGGACUGGAAUGACAUGGAGCGCAUCUGGCAAUAUGUGUACUCUAAGGAGCAACUACAGACCUUCUCUGAAGAGCAUCCUGUGCUUUUAACAGAGGCCCCCUUAAACCCAAGUAAAAACCGUGAGCGUGCAGCAGAGGUGUUCUUUGAGACCUUCAAUGUACCAGCGCUCUUCAUCUCCAUGCAGGCAGUAUUAAGCUUAUAUGCCACAGGGCGGACAACAGGAGUGGUGCUGGAUGCUGGUGAUGGGGUAACCCAUGCUGUGCCCAUCUAUGAGGGCUUUGCCAUCCCUCACUCUAUCAUGCGGGUGGACAUUGCUGGGCGGGAUGUCUCACGCUACCUACGCCUGCUACUGCGCAAGGAAGGCUAUGACUUCCACACUUCAGCUGAGUUUGAGGUUGUGCGGACUAUCAAAGAGAGAGCAUGCUACCUAUCUCUGAACCCACAGAAAGAUGAAACCUUGGAGACGGAGAAGGCACAGUACACUCUUCCUGAUGGCAGCACAUUGGAUAUUGGCCCUGCUCGAUUCCGAGCCCCAGAGCUUCUCUUCCGUCCAGACCUGAUAGGGGACGAGAGUGAAGGAAUACACGAGGUUCUGGCUUUUGCCAUUCAGAAGUCAGACAUGGACCUGCGACGUACACUCUUUUCCAACAUUGUCCUCUCUGGGGGCUCCACUCUCCUCAAAGGUUUUGGUGAUCGAUUGUUAAGUGAAGUGAAGAAGUUGGCACCCAAAGAUGUGAAAAUAAAGAUCUCUGCACCCCAAGAACGACUCUACUCCACGUGGAUAGGGGGCUCCAUCCUUGCGUCACUGGACACCUUCAAGAAGAUGUGGGUGUCAAAGAAGGAGUAUGAGGAAGACCGAGCACGUGCCAUCCAUCGGAAGACCUUUUGAAGAGGUGGGCGGUGCUCCUAUUAUGCCCAAAAACCUCUGGUUCAAGUCCACCAACUACUCAACUACACCCCCUUCCCCAUUACCCCUUUGAUAAGGAGAGUUCAUGGCUCCCUAUGGCAUGCCUUCUACAGACUCCCCUCCACACACCAAAUGACAGGGACACUGGCCAGGACUGGCAAAGUGUUGGGCAGCCAUUACCAGACAGACCCAGAACCUGUCCCAAUGACAAGGCUUUAAGUUGCAUCUCUUGAUAUUGUGGACUUUAUUUAUUUUUAACAUUUAAGCAAAUUCUUUAAUUUAUUCUACGAUUUGUUAUGCCCCAUAUGAAAUGGAUCAUAAAAUCCUUAACUUAAAUGGCAAUGAAGGGGAACGUUCUGCUUUACUUUGAUGUAUAGAUUCAAUUAAGAGAUGUGUUUUUACCUUUUGGGUUUUGUUACUGUGGCACAUUAAACAGUGUGCAAAGACACCUUAAGAACUUCUUGUUAUAAAGUUCUUUAUUUCCCACUGUCUGAAUAUCCAUCAGCGUCUUUCAACAGUCCAUCAGUGUCUUCUCAACUUUCAAACCCAAGUUGUUGUAAAUUGUAUUGAAAAUAUUUGAUCGGUUUAUCACCUGGUGCCAUUUAAAUCAAUGUUGUUAGGGAAUUAAACAUUAAAUCUUUAGUGGACCACAUGAGUUAAAAGCACUUUCAGUGUUGUGCUGAUGGAGAAUAUUCUGAUUGAAUUCAUGUUCCAAACCUGCAUGGUUUGCUAAACUUUUAAACUGGACCGAAGGUGACAUGACAAUGGGUCGGUUGUCAUGCUUUUUCUGGCAGAUGUUUGCAAGCUAAACAGAAUUGGUAUUAGUGACUUCAUUUUAGAUCAAAAUAUGUAUUGUGUUAGUUUCAAGGGUAACAGUUUGACCAUAUCCUGCUGGCAUAACUCUUAGAGGCAAAUACUAACACUAAUAACAGUAUUGCUGAAAUAAUAUUUUUUAAUUGAGUUGUACAUUGGAGCGUUUCUUGCACUUUAAUUUAGUCAAUUUAGUUACAAUAAAUGAGUGCACUCUGCUGGGAUGUGAUUGUUUAUUAUGCUGAAUACAUUAGCAAUGCUGAUACAAUGUAAGAUUUUGAUUAAAAUGGCAAAAUAAUAUA
Oncorhynchus kisutch (coho salmon) is the source of this 2510-nucleotide messenger RNA. RefSeq names its product beta-centractin. The transcript is spliced from 12 exons. Bases 391 to 1380 code for a protein of 329 amino acids. The record is from RefSeq and is a predicted model, not a curated record. NCBI's taxonomy places the organism in Eukaryota, Metazoa, Chordata, Actinopteri, Salmoniformes, Salmonidae.